GCUCGUUUAUUGCAACGGUCAAGGCUGGCUCGUGCCAGAACAGCGUGCGCGCGCGCACACACACACGCACACACGCACACACACACGCGCCGGGGAAAACUUUUUAAAAAAAAUGAAAGCCUAGACUAGCUCUUCAGCGGCCGGGCGCUGCGCGAGGGGUUCGGAGUUGACUCCCCGCAGCAGGAAGUCCCUCGGGCCGCGACGCCCGGCCCCCGCUCGGCGCCCGCGGGGGAUGGUGCAGCGCCUGCCGCCCGGCCCCGAGAGCUGCUGCUGCACGGAAGGCCGGCGACGAUGGCAGCGCGCCCGCUGCCCGCGCCCCCCGCCCGCGCCCUCCUGCUCGCCCUGGCCGGGGCUCUGCUGGCGCCGCGCGCGGCCCAAGGGGUGAACUUGGGAAGCAGAUUUGUACCUUCCAUGCAACAGGCCGGCACGAGGGACGGGAGAGGAGCUUACGAAGUGGUCAGUGCCUCUCUUUUGAAUGGAGACCCGUGGAACCCAGUGACAAACGCGGACACAAAGAAUCAUCCAGGAGUCUUGAAUUUUCGAAUACAACUGGAAAGCAAAGAACUGAUUGUAAAUCUGGAAAGAAACAAAGGCCUCAUUGCCAGCAGUUUCAUAGAAACCCACUAUCUGCAAGAUGGCACUGAUGUCUCCCUCAUUCGAAAUUACACAGGUCACUGUUACUACCAUGGACACGUGCAGGGCUAUUCUGGUUCCACGGUCAGUCUCAGCACUUGUUCUGGUCUCAGGGGACUUAUUACAUUUGAAAAUAAAACCUACAUUUUGGAGCCAAUGAAAAAUGAAACCAACAGAUACAAACUCUUCCCAGUGGAGAAACUGCAGAGCACCUGGGGAUCCUGUGGAUCAAACACAACGGGCCUCGCUAUGCAUGACAGGCUCCCACCGCACUCCCAGACCUGGACAAGAAGGCAAAAAAGAGAGACCCUCAAGACGACCAAGUAUGUAGAGCUCGUUAUUGUGGCAGACAACCGAGAGUUUCAGAGGCAAGGAAAAGACCUGGAAAAAGUCAAACAACGAUUAAUAGAGAUCGCUAAUCACGUUGACAAGUUUUACAGACCGCUGAACAUUCGAAUCGUGUUGGUGGGCAUAGAGGUGUGGAAUGACAUCGACAAAUGCUCCAUAAGUCAGGACCCAUUCACGAGCCUCCACGAGUUUCUGGACUGGAGAAAGAUGAAGCUUCUACCUCGCAAAUCCCAUGACAACGCACAGCUUAUCAGUGGAGUUUAUUUCCAAGGGACCACCAUCGGCAUGGCGCCCAUCAUGAGCAUGUGCACGGCAGAACAGUCCGGGGGAAUCGUCAUGGACCAUUCAGACAGUCCCCUUGGCGCAGCUGUGACCCUGGCCCAUGAGCUGGGACACAAUUUCGGGAUGAACCAUGACACCCUGGAGAGGGGCUGUAGCUGCAGAAUGGCUGCCGACAAAGGAGGCUGCAUCAUGAACCCCUCAACCGGGUACCCGUUCCCCAUGGUAUUCAGCAGCUGCAGCAGGAAGGACCUGGAGGCCAGCCUGGAGAAGGGCAUGGGUAUGUGCCUCUUUAACCUGCCGGAAGUGACGCAGUCCUUCGGGGGCCAGAAGUGCGGCAAUGGAUAUGUCGAAGAAGGGGAGGAGUGUGACUGUGGCGAACCGGAGGAGUGUCUGAAUCUCUGCUGCAAUGCCACCACCUGUACCCUGAAGCCAGAUGCUGUCUGCGCACACGGACUGUGCUGUGAAAACUGCCAGCUGAAGCCUGCAGGAACGGCGUGCAGGGACUCUAGCAACUCCUGCGACCUCCCGGAGUUCUGCACGGGAGCCAGUCCUCACUGCCCAGCCAACGUGUACCUGCACGACGGGCACCCGUGUCAGGGAGUGGAUGGCUAUUGCUACAACGGCAUCUGCCAGACCCACGAGCAGCAGUGCAUCACCCUCUGGGGACCAGGUGCUAAACCUGCCCCCGGGAUCUGCUUCGAGAGAGUCAACUCUGCAGGCGACCCUUACGGCAACUGCGGCAAAGACUCCAAGAGUUCCUUCGCCAAGUGCGAGAUGAGAGAUGCUAAAUGUGGAAAAAUCCAGUGUCAGGGAGGUGCCAGCCGACCAGUCAUCGGUACAAAUGCCGUUUCCAUAGAAACGAAUAUCCCCCUGCAGGAAGGAGGUCGGAUUCUGUGCCGUGGGACCCACGUGUACUUGGGCGAUGACAUGCCGGACCCAGGGCUUGUGCUUGCCGGCACAAAGUGUGCAGAUGGAAAAAUGUGCCUCAAUCGUCGGUGUCAGAACGUAAGUGUCUUCGGUGUUCACGAAUGUGCGGUGCAGUGCCACGGCAGAGGGGUGUGUAACAAUAGGAAGAACUGUCACUGCGAGGCCCACUGGGCCCCUCCCUUCUGUGACAAGUUUGGCUUUGGAGGAAGCAAGGACAGCGGCCCCAUCCGGCAAGCAGGUAACCAAGGUUUAACCAUAGGAAUUCUGGUGACCAUACUGUGUCUUCUUGCUGCUGGAUUUGUGGUUUAUCUCAAAAGGAAGACAUUGAUACGACUGCUGUUUACAGAUAAGAAAACCACCAUUGAAAAGCUAAGGUGUGUGCGCCCUUCCCGGCCGUCCAGUGGCUCCCAGCCUAGUCAGGCUCACCUUACCCACCUCAGCAAAGGGCCGAUGAGGAAGCCGCCACCUUCCAACACACCUAAGGACAAUCCCAGGAGAUUGCCGCAGUGUCAGCAUGUGGACAUCAGCAGACCCCUCAAAGCCCUUGACGCCGCCCCUCUGCCCAGUUCUUCUCAGCGAGGACUCCCGCCCCUGCACCCGGCUCCUCGUGUGCCCUGCGUCCCUGCCAGACCCCUGCCGGCCAACCCUGCACUCAGACAGGCCCAGGGAACUCGUAAGCCAAACCCUCCUCAGAAGCCUCUGCCUGCAGAUCCUUUAAGCAGGACCACCCGGCUUGCCAGGACCCUGGGACAUCAGGAGUCUGGGCUCCGCCGGGCGCCCAUCAGACCUGCUUCCAAACAGCCCCAUCAAGUGCCCAGAGCCACCCACAUCGCCUAUGCAAAGUGAGAAGCAAGCCAACACCGUUGUUCAACAGUGAAGACAGAAGUUUGCACUAUCUCUCUCUCAACUCCAGUUGGAGUUAUUUUUUGUACCAACUUUUAGAAUUUUUUUAAUGUUUCAAACACCAUGAUUUGAAGAACUUUGAGCUACUGCCGUCGGUGCUGUGCUGUGCUAUGGUGCUGUGUAUACUUUUACUUGCUCAGGUACUUGUAAAUUAUUAAUUUAUGCAGGAUGCUUGCUACAGCGCA
Lipotes vexillifer (Yangtze River dolphin) is the source of this 3278-nucleotide messenger RNA. It is a transcript of the gene ADAM12, whose product is annotated as ADAM metallopeptidase domain 12. Bases 292 to 3036 code for a protein of 914 amino acids. The transcript is spliced from 23 exons. Lineage: Eukaryota; Metazoa; Chordata; Mammalia; Artiodactyla; Lipotidae. The record is from RefSeq and is a predicted model, not a curated record. Gene Ontology annotation, molecular function: metalloendopeptidase activity. Gene Ontology annotation, biological process: proteolysis.